Messenger RNA from Trypanosoma grayi, 1440 nucleotides. RefSeq lists its product as hypothetical. The transcript has a single exon. The coding region runs from base 1 to 1440 and encodes 479 amino acids. The record is from RefSeq and is a predicted model, not a curated record. NCBI's taxonomy places the organism in Eukaryota, Euglenozoa, Kinetoplastea, Trypanosomatida, Trypanosomatidae.
AUGGAUGCGCCUCAGCGAUCUGUGGAGUCGCUGACGCCACUGGUGGGUGACUGCGAGGUGGUGUUGCAGCGACCCGUCAGCUAUGAGCCACCCAUGUACCUCUUCCCAGAGCUACUCCCCAAAGUGCCGGAAGGCACGGCGCCCAUUUCCGUGAGCGACGCGGUCGCCGAUGCCGUCGAUGUGGAGGCAUCCUCCCUUAACAUCGCCGAGUUGUUCCGUCUGCCUUCCAUGGAGUUCGGCGCAGGCGGGCCACGGCGGAGCGAGGCGGAUGUGGCGUCACCGACGGGCGACACGCCGACACCGACGCCUGUGACGUCGCUGGCGUCGCUGUUGGCGUCCAACCGCCUGCAAGCAGCAGGGAUCUCGGCGGAGGUGCUGCAGCGCGGGAGGUUCUCCUCCGGCGCCAUCGUGGAGGAGCUGCUCAAACUCAAGGACCUCGCAGAGCUAAACGAGAAUGAGGCGAGUGCCCUCAUGUCAAACCAUUUCAUCAACCUCCUCGCCUGGCUUAGGCUCGUCGACAUCAACAGUCAGCGCCCGUGCGGCGCAGGGAAGGAGCCAUCGCCAGCGUUGCCGCAGCAAAAUGAGGAAUCGCGACAAGCGAAAGAGACACAGGACGCCGAGGUUGCGACACUACAGCCGUCGAGUGAUCCGUGGAGUCAUGAGAUUGAUCAACACCCUGGUGUCUUUGUAGCUGCCGCAGAGCGCAACGUGGAGCGGCGUGUAGAGCUUCUUGAGACGCUCCGCGUCCUUUAUGGCCGUUCGUGGCGAACGCUACAAUCGCAAGGAGUGCAGACAGAACGUUUUGCACCGGGCGCAAUCAACGAGACGUCGCCGUACGUGGACCCGGUGAAACUCCCCGGCGCCAUGCUGGACCCCCGGGAGGACCUCGGAUGGUCACCGCGAACGACGGAAAUGGGCGCGGGCUCCCGCUGGGUUCUGCGCGUGACGUCAUCCUGCACGACGGCCUCCGAAGUGAUUCCGCUGCAUGGGCGCUUCACGAACUUUGGUCGAAGCGCCGGUACAACAAGCGCCGCGCACGGCCAUGUGGCUCACAUCCACUUCGGCCUCUCGGCCUUCACCGCCCACCCCGAGUUCCUUUCCCCCCAUCACUUCUCUCUGGCGUUUCUCCCGGUGAAUUUCACAUUCUCUGGUCAAAAGUCUGGUGCCGCAGCGCAGCACAAGGAGGGUGGCGCCCAGGAGAAUGGAAAGGGGGAGGAAUGUCUGUGGCUUAUCAAUUACGGACGUAACGGUACUCUCGUUGUGGGAAAGAAGUGGGCAUUGGGUAAAGUAGUGAAGGUUGGUGUGGGGGAUGUUCUUCAGCCCACCGAUGAUGUUCGUAUCGUCAUUAGCACCCCUUUGGAGCAACCAGAGGAUGGUGAGGAAAAGGUGGUGAAGGUGACAGAGGUGAAACAGGAACCCGUGACGGCGAUGGAGGAAUAG